AUGUUUGCUAGAUUGCAUGGUAAGAAACAAAGGCCAAUUUCUUCCAUCAAUUCUCAAACUCCAAGAACCAGCAAUACUACGCACGCAAAUAGUAUAUCCUUAUCAUCAGGAAAUUUGAUAGUAGGCUCAAAUAAAAACUUGAGGGAAAAAGGCGACCAGUUUAACUCUCAACUGAGGUCUUCUAAUAGGAAUAUAACUUCAGAUAACAAAAAUAAUGGCAAUUCCACUAACGACGAUGAUGAUUACAAUGGGAUAGAACAACCCCAUCGCCAUCAGAGCCCAGGACUGAAAACAAGGACACACCAAGCUGAGUUAGGCUAUCACGAGUCCAGAUUUUCAGACAAUUUGGUAAUGUUAAACCUAAUCGAAUUCCCAGAUAUAAAACCUGGCAAUCUAGUAGAACUGAAAACCUACCAUAAGGAUCCAUCUCCAUCAAAUCGAGAUAAGAAAAUUUAUUUUAUCGCCAAGGACUUUGACCAAGAAACCAAGAGAAGAGCGAAGACGUCUAAUGUUUCGGUACUUUCGGGUCAAUUACAAACUCUAUUAGAUUUACCUUCCAGAUCUAAAAUAUGGAUAAAAUUAAAACCGAACAAAGUAGACUUACAAGUAGACGUGGUUGAAUUCAAUAUUAAGGACUGUUUAUUGAAUAGAGGUGAUAUGUGGUUUUUAUCAUCUAAAAUCGUUGAUACAUGUGUUUUUAUGGACCAAAAACUGACAUUCCUAGAUUCUAUUAGAGGCACAAUCAAGGGGAUUUAUCGAAAUGGUAAAAAAAUUGUCUCUGGAUAUAUUGGUGAACAAACAAGAAUAAUCUUCAGAUCUGAGUCUGCUAGGCUGAUUUUUUUGAUUCAAAUUACAGACGAAAUGUGGAAUUUCGAAGAAACUGGUGAACAGUUAUUUCAAAAGAUGGUCAAUUCAUUUUUCCCCAAGAUUUUUAAAAAGUGGAAAGACAUAGAUACUCAUCAUACUAUUACAAUAGCGUUUGCUAUAUCAAUGGAUCUAUCGGAUACUUCGUUCAGAGACCUAAAACCCGGUGAGUCUUUGAAAAAUUCAAAGGAUUAUUUUAGAAUAGUUGUAGAUCAAGUCAGUAUUAUUCACUGGGUUGAUAUUAUGGAAACUUUAAGGAAGGAAUUCAUGGAAAUCAGAAAGGAUUUGUUGAACAAAAAAACGGAUAAAGGUUACAGCAUAGCUAAGGGGAGAUUUUCCCCUGUAAUUAAAUCAAACUUUCUCGAACUGGUUAACUUCGCCACAACAAUCUUAACAGAUCCGUUUAAACAGUUGGAUUUAAGGCAUACCACUACACAUGUUAUGAUUAUUUCUCCAGGAUCUGGGUUAUUUGAUGUUGAUUAUAGUUUGUUGAGACUAACUGGGAAGAAGUUACUAUCUCUUGAAAUGACAAUGGAUUUAAUUUGUCUUUCAAAGGCUCCACUACACAUCGUACCUCUUUUCAGGUAUCGAGAUUUUGAGAAUAAACUCCAUCACUGCGUACCACUUUGGCUAAGUGUAUUUUUUUGGAACGACCAUGCUAAAAAGAAUAACUCAGAAUGGACUCCAAGGUGUAAAAUUUAUGACUUGCAGAUGAUGGGGAUUACAGAAAAUGAACUUAUACAGGAGGUUGACGUCGAAUAUUUACAAUUGAAUAAAAAAGUAAAAUGUUUAUCAGAAUUUAUGAAUGAUUAUGAUGAAAAUGCAUUUCAGCUCAAGAUUUUACCCGCUGAUUCAAACAAAAAACUGUCUAAUAAAUCAGAUUUAAAAUUCGAUACCGUAUUUGAGGACGAGAUUGUUGUAAAAGGGAAAAAACUUCAGGCAACAACAACUACUACUCAUGGCAAUACAAGGUUUAUAUGGAAGGCGCCCAAAUUUGCUAUUCCGGUAAUAAAGGACGUACAAAAACCAAACGUAAUACCAGAUCUGUCAAUAAAAACGAUAGAGACUUCUCCCUACGAUGAAGCGAACACUACAAAUGAUAUUAUUAACACUCCCACUUUUACUAACAACGAUAAUACUGAAAUAAACGACUCACUGGCCUCUGUAAGAUCCGCUGAUAACCAAAAUACAUCUUUAGCGCUGGAUUCGCUGAAAGGGCUAAGUAAGAGAAACUCAUUAAAAGAUUUUACUCAAAGAGUUAUAACGAAAUUCAUCUCUAAUAUGGAUGUAAACAAAUGCAAAGAAUCAACUCCUGUAACAACUAAAGAUGGAAUCAGCAACUCAACCAUAGAUAAAAGCACGCCAGCACUACUUUCUUCUGAAAGUAAGACAGGUAAUAUUAGAUUACAAAGUAAAAGCUUUAUGAUUGACAGUAACAUCAACAAUCGCGGUAAUUUGAUAAUCAAGAAAAACCUCUCCAUUUUUGGAGUGCCUGAUAAGGAGACCAUAAGUGGCUCUCCGUCUUCAUAUUUAGAAUCAUCACAUACCAGGACUUCCUCCAGAUUUUCUACCGUGUCUGAUAAAACCCCAUUCAUUACAGAGGGACAGAAGUUUAAAUCUGAUAAUUCCAAUGCUUUUAGCCUUUUACAGCGAUUUAGGCAUCGUAUAAAUGAAACUUGGGUGGACAUUAAAAGCCCCUCAAUUCCUGUCAGCAAUGAAUUUGCCAAUGACUUGUUACCUUUACGCUGGAAAGAUGUAUGGCCAAAAUAUGUGGCGAAAAAAUAUAGUAAGUGGAGAUCCUUCACAACUCCGGCAGAAUUACCGAUCACAAUUUCUGAUUUCCCAUCAAAGGAUGAUUUUGAAAGGAACUUCAUCUUUAGAAAUCAUUCAGUCACUUUGAAUAGUGAUCAGGAACAAUAUAAUCAAACCUACAAAGAUUUACUACGCGAUAUGAUUUAUAUGCGAUUACUGACUGGUUUCCAAAUCUGUGUUGGUGAACAAGUAGAAAAAAUUGAACUAUCUAGGGAAAACGACGAAAGUGAAACGGUGGUUAAUAAAUAUUUGGACUUCAACAAAUACAAAACCUUCAAGCUUUAUCUGAUGAUUGACUCCGAAAUACACAGAAUAACAUGUGGAUCGAGUGGUAUAAUUGAUGUGGAAAGGUAUCUAAGAAAUGAUGAGGUAAACUUGUUUGAUCAAGUUCCCAGUUACAUUCCUUUAGUUAAGACGAGAUAUGAAAACUCAUUUCGUGAUGCAAUGAUUGAUCCCUUACAUGUCAAGAGAGAAUCUUUGAAUUGGAACCAAAUUGACCAAGUUCUAGCGGGAUAUGGCGACUAUUUAAUGGAUAGGAAAUGGCACGGAUUUAGAGCCAAAUACGUGGUGUUACCAACAGAUAUCCCUCCUAACACUUAUUCUAUGGUCAUCAAUGAUAAAAAUGAAACCUUAAACCCUGAAGAAAUUAGAGUAGAAGGAUUAAGGAGGUUAAUUGGUUCAAUCACUAGGGCAAGACUAAGGACGGAAAAGGAAAAACAAGUAAAGAAAACAAAGAGAGAAGAAAUUCAACCCGAAGUUAUGUUCUACACAGGUCCGCUAUACAACUUUAUUAACGAGCAACAGACAUCAUUGGAAAGCUCAACUAUAAAUUUCAAGGAUUCAAUUUUCGUUAACGACAAUAAUCUUUUGAAUAAAAGUGUUGAAUUAUCGAAGCUAGCGUACCAAAUACAACGUGGUGAAAAUCGCAUAACCUUAGUUAAUAGAAAGUGGCACUGGAAAAAACAUGAUAGAUGCUUUGUCGGUUCAGAGAUGGUUAACUGGUUAAUAAGAAACUUUUCUGAUAUAGAUACUAGAGAAGAUGCAAUUAGAUACGGGCAAAAAACGAUGAAGGAGGGACUGUUUGUUCAUGUCUUGAAUAAGCAUAGUUUUUUGGACGGGCAUUACUUUUAUCAAUUCUCGCCUGAAUACAGGAUGGACACAAACAGGCUCGAGAAAAUAUCUUCGGAUCGCUCUACGUCGUCUGAUCCGAAGCAAAUACUGAGAAAAGCAUCUACCGGUAGCUCAAAUGAUCCAGGCGCUAUAACACCAUUCUCUACAGUCGUACCUGCUAUAAGUGCGUCAAACGCUUCCGUUGCUGACACAAAUGAAUCAUCACGCCCGAUCUUAAUGUUGAGUAAUUCUCUUGUUAUAGAUGUCGAUCCCGCCGGCAAAUCUUCCAAACAAGAAUCAUGUACUGUACACUAUGAUAGAGUUCAUAAUCCCGAUCAUUGUUUUCAUAUCAGAUUAGAGUGGUUAACUACGACCCCUAAAUUGAUUGAUGACUUAGUGGGGAACUGGUCCAGGCUGUGUGAAAGGUAUGGUUUGAAAAUGAUCGAAAUACCUUGGGAAGAACUUUGUACAAUCCCAUCUGUUAAUCCAUUCCACUCUUUUGUUGAAAUUAAGCUAGCUAUCAAUCCUUGGGAAGAUCCUGAGUUCAAAGAUAGAGAGCUUUUUGCUAAAAGUAAAUUUUAUUAUCAUGUUUAUCUUCUGAAGGCAUCAGGAUUUUUAUUAGAUAACAGGGCAUCCAAGUUUCUACAAAGCCAAGAUAUAGAAUUUGAUAUCAUGUAUUCAUGGGGGAAACCGCAGUUCAAGUACGUUCAAUAUAUCCAUCAUACUGGUGCUUACGUUGCAGAACUACGAGAAAAUGGUUGCCUCUUUUUAGCCCCUAACAAUGUUUAUAUUUCUAGGGUGAAUCCGGGAAACAUAAUUGGGAAAAUCCAUUCUUCCUCAAGCUCUGCAUUAGAUGCUCAAAAAGUGAUCCUUGAUUUCAAAUCAACUUGCUUAGAUUACCAGAAACUAAGAUCAAUUUUCUUGGAUGCAAAGGAAACGUGGAUUACAGGAAAGAUCGUAGAGGAAUAG
Molecule: messenger RNA, 4755 nt
Organism: Saccharomyces eubayanus
Lineage: Eukaryota; Fungi; Ascomycota; Saccharomycetes; Saccharomycetales; Saccharomycetaceae
Gene: IML1
Product: GTPase-activating protein IML1
Exons: 1
Coding region: 1-4755 (1584 amino acids)
Biological process (GO): intracellular signal transduction; positive regulation of autophagy; negative regulation of TORC1 signaling
Cellular component (GO): GATOR1 complex
Molecular function (GO): GTPase activator activity
Source: RefSeq, a predicted model, not a curated record